CGUCCCUGCGGUGGCUCGGCCUUCUCUGCUCUGAGAAGAGGAAGCCGGAGGCUUCGGGAGCGGGAAGUGGUCCAGAAACUGCUCAGGUGUGGAUGUAGGUGGUUGAGCAACAGACAUUCCUGCCUUCUUGAUUCUUCACGAAGAAACAGCUCUCUGCAGUGCAUCUGAGAAGCAGCAGACAACCCAAAUUCUUGAGUCCCUGCCACCAUGAGGGAGACUUGGAUGGAGUUCCAGAUCCGAGCUUUGAUCUGACCCAGUCCCAGCCAUUGUGACCAUUUGGCUUUAAGGUGAUUGACGAGGACAGAGUCCCUAAGCUGCAAAGAGACUGAAUUUUGGAAACUACGUCCAGAACUCCACAGUGUGUAUUUAGGUGCUCUUCCCUCAGGCCUGCAGGUGGACAGCAAGAGCAACAGUGAUGAUAGCAUUUGAAGACCUGGCUGUGUUCUUUACCUGGGAGGAAUGGCAGAACAUGAACCAAGCUCAGAAAAUCCUGUACAGGGAUGUGAUGCUGGAGACCUACAGCAGCCUGUUCUCCCUGGGGUACUGCAUGACCAAACCUGACUUGAUCUUCAAGUUGGAGCAAGGAGCAGAGCCCUGGAUGGGGGAAGAAUGCCUACAUCAGAGCCUUCCAGGUCAGUCUGCACAUAACGGGCAGGGAGGCCAAAGUAGAAGCAGUGCAGCAGAUAUUGACUGGUGUUCUUUCCAUGAUUUUUUCCCAAGUCUUACUCCUGAAGACAGCUGGUCUUGUGAUUCAGACACAGACAUUCUACAGUAUCUAUGGAGAUCAGUAUCUCUGGUAAAGGCAAAGGAAAUGAAGUUUUAUGUGAAAAUCAACAACUGAUGAAAAACCUCCAGAAACUCAAAUUAUCACAGAGGAGUGUUUACAGAAAGAAACAAGAGGAGUUGCCAUGAAACUGGAUGAACUGAUUAAGACCAACCAGAAAAGUCUGGAGAAAAAUCUGAAUCAGAAUGUUAUGAAAAAUAAUAACACAUUAACUCCCAAGAGAGUUGAAUUCAGAAAAACACUUAAUUUAAGUAUAAGCCAUAUUCCAAAACUGAGUAUCAAAAAGAGAAACUAUUCAGGAAUAAAACCUGAAGAAUGUAGUAUAUGUCAGAAUGUGUAUCCCCAUUGUGGGCCUGAUCAGCUACAAGCUGGAGAGAAAUUUGAUGCUACUACGGUACCUGGGAACACUCUCCAGUUCUGUGAGCCUCUUAAUCAACAGCACAAAAUUCAGACCAUGGAGCAGGCACUUGAACAAAUUGGACAAGGGAAAGUCUUCAAAAGGAAGAAUAUAUUCUAUGAAUCUGAGAAGCUUUUUAUGGUAGAAACCUGUAAUAAGCCAACUGCCACUAUUGGCAAGACAACUCAAAUACUACAAGAUUUCCAUAAAAAGUCUAACCUCAGUAUACAUCAACAAAGUCCCAAAAGAGAGAACGUUUAUAAAUAUAUUGGGCCUGUGGAACCUGUCAUUUACCAAUCAUAUGUUAGAAUGAAUCAUAGACCAAAUAUAGAGAAGAAAUCCUAUGCAUGUAAAACUUGUGGGAAGUCAUUCAGUAAUAAAUUCUGCCAUCCCCUCCAUCACAGCACUCAUAUAGUGGAAAACCCUCAUGUGUGUAAUGAUUGUAGAGAAACCACUCACCAGAAGUCAGCUCUCAUUAGACAUCAGAGAAUUCACACAAGGUUGAAAUCUUAUAAAUGUAAUGACUGUGGGAAGUUCUUUGGCCAGAAGAAAUACCUCAUACAUCAUCAGAGAAUUCACACAGGGGAGAAACCUUAUGAAUGCAAUGACUGUGGAAAAGCCUUUGGCCAGAAGUCAAACCUCAUAAAUCAUCAGAGAAGUCACACAGGGGAUAAGCCUUAUGAAUGCAAUGACUGUGGAAAAGCCUUUGGCCGGAAGUCAAUCCUCAUAAAUCAUCAGAGAAGUCACACAGGGGAGAGGCCUUAUGAGUGCAAUGACUGUGGAAAAGCCUUUGGCCAGAAGUCACACCUCAGAAAGCAUCAGAGAAGUCACACAGGGGAUAAGCCUUAUGAGUGCAAUGACUGUGGAAAAGCCUUUGGCCAGAAGUCAAACCUCAGAAAGCAUCAGAGAAGUCACACAGGGGAGAAGCCUUAUGAAUGCAAUGACUGUGGAAAAGCCUUUGGCCGGAAGUCAAUCCUCAUAAUUCAUCAGAGAAGUCACACAGGGGAGAGGCCUUAUGAGUGCAAUGACUGUGGAAAAGCCUUUGGCCAGAAGUCACAUCUCAGAAAGCAUCAGAGAAGUCACACAGGGGAUAAGCCUUAUGAGUGCAAUGACUGUGGAAAAGCCUUUGGCCGGAAGUCACACCUCAGAAAGCAUCAGAGAAGUCACACAGGGGAGAAGCCUUAUGAAUGCAAUGACUGUGGAAAAGCCUUUGGCCAGAAGAUAAACCUCAUAAAUCAUCAGAGAAUUCACACAGGGGAGAAACCUUAUGAAUGCAAUGACUGUGGAAAUGCCUUUAGCCAGAAAUCAGCACUCACAAAUCAUCAGAGAAUUCACACAGGGGAGAAACCUUAUGAAUGCAGUGACUGUGGGAAAAUCUUUGGCCAGAAGUCAAACCUCAAAACGCAUCAGAGAAUUCACACAGGGGAGAAACCUUAUGAAUGCAGUGACUGUGGGAAAACCUUUGGCCAGAAGAUAAACCUCAUAAAUCAUCAGAGAAUUCACACACGGGAUAAGCCUUAUGAAUGCAAUGACUGUGGAAAAACCUUUGGCCAGAAGCCACACCUCAAAAUGCAUCAGAGAAUUCACACAGGGGAUAAGCCUUAUGAAUGCAAUGACUGUGGAAAAACCUUUGGCCAGAAGUCACAACUCAAAAUGCAUCAGAGAAGUCACACCAUGGAGAAAGCUUAUAAAUGAAAUGACUGUGGAAAAGCCUUUGGUCCCAUCCUUGCAUACCAAGGAUAAAUCCCACUUGGUCUGGGUGGAUGAUCUUUCUGAUGCAUUGUUAGAUUCAGUUGGCCAGAAUUUUGUUGCGGAUCUUUGCAUGUAUGUUCACCAGGGAAAUUGGUCUAUAAUUACUUUCUCUGUUGUAUUUUUUUCAGGUUUAGGAAUGAAGGUGAUGCUGGCUUCAUAGAAAGAAUU
Lepus europaeus (European hare) is the source of this 3101-nucleotide messenger RNA. RefSeq names its product zinc finger protein 260-like. The record is from RefSeq and is a predicted model, not a curated record. Bases 909 to 2876 code for a protein of 655 amino acids. NCBI's taxonomy places the organism in Eukaryota, Metazoa, Chordata, Mammalia, Lagomorpha, Leporidae. Gene Ontology annotation, biological process: regulation of DNA-templated transcription. The transcript has 7 exons.